AUGGUUAGUAAUGGAUUUCCAGAUGGAGCUCCUGCUGAUGCAUGUGUUCGAAGGGAACGUGUUAAUCAACCAAAUCAUGGUGCUGCAAGAUCUCAAAAAUUAGAAACUUUACCGUAUAUUGUGGUCGCAAGUCAAAGUCAUUAUAAUCCUGGACAAAAAGUUACAGUUCAAAUAUAUCCAGCACAUAAUCCAAAUCAAAUAUUUCGUGGAUUUUUCUUGCAAGCACGUGAUGCUGAAACUAAUGAAUGGAUUGGACAUUGGGAUCAAUUACUUAAUAUUAAAACAAUUCCAGAAUGUUCAGCUGUAACACAUGCUGAUCCAAAGAAUAAAACUGGUGCAACAUUAGUAUGGAAUGCUCCACAUCAUAAAUCUGGUCAAGUUUAUUUUACCGGAACUGUUUUACAAGACUAUGGAACAUUCUGGGGCGAUAUAGUAGCACGUUAUGCCGCUCCUGAACCACAUCAUCUUUAACAUUAUUCUUUUAAUAUUAUAUAAGAUCCAUUAACAUCAUCG
Molecule: messenger RNA, 513 nt
Organism: Condylostylus longicornis
Lineage: Eukaryota; Metazoa; Arthropoda; Insecta; Diptera; Dolichopodidae
Product: putative defense protein 3
Exons: 4
Coding region: 1-471 (156 amino acids)
Molecular function (GO): oxidoreductase activity, acting on metal ions
Source: RefSeq, a predicted model, not a curated record